This is a messenger RNA of Athalia rosae (coleseed sawfly), 2575 nucleotides long. RefSeq names its product negative elongation factor D (gene TH1). Gene Ontology annotation, molecular function: RNA binding. Gene Ontology annotation, biological process: negative regulation of transcription elongation by RNA polymerase II. Gene Ontology annotation, cellular component: NELF complex; nucleus. The record is from RefSeq and is a predicted model, not a curated record. Bases 92 to 1840 code for a protein of 582 amino acids. Lineage: Eukaryota; Metazoa; Arthropoda; Insecta; Hymenoptera; Athaliidae. The transcript is spliced from 12 exons.
CUUUACCGUUGUACCACGCAAGCGGUACCAUCGUAAAUAUUUGUUGAAUAUUUGUCAAACAUUUUCUGAUUUUUAUAAACAAUAAACAGACAUGGAAUCAGAUUAUGAUGAAGAUCGAGGGGGUUGGGGUGAUGAUAUGGGCAGGGGUGGCCCGGAUGAUUUUGGAGGUGACGAUGGAGUCGAUAAUCCUCAGGAGGUACUCAAGGAAUGUCUUGAUAAAUUUAAAACGCCGGACUACAUAAUGGAACCAGGAAUAUUCACUCAGCUAAAACGAUAUUUUCAAGCCGGCGGUAAUCCCGAACAAGUUAUCGAGCUCCUGUCCCAGAAUUAUACAGCAUGUGCGCAGAUGGCUAAUCUUUUAGCUGAAUGGCUCAUUCUUGCUGGUGUAAAAGUAACCGAUGUUCAAGCUAUGGUUGAAAAUAAUUUGAAGGACAUGAUCCUUAAAACUUUUGAUCCAAAAAAGGCUGACAAGAUUUUCACCGAAGAGGGUGAGACACCUGCGUGGUUGACGGAAAUGAUACAACAUCCGACAUGGAGGUCGCUUAUUUAUAGGUUGGCCGAAGAAUAUCCUGAUUGCUUGAUGUUGAACUUUACGAUAAAGCUCAUUUCCGAUGCUGGAUUCCAAGGGGAGAUAACAAGUAUUUCUACAGCUGCGCAACAAAUAGAAGUCUUCUCGAGAGUAUUAAAAACAGCGAUAGCUGGUUUCCUUCAGAAUACCGAAGAUUGGCAUUCCAGCAUACAAGAAUGCGCUAAAAUGGUCUGUCAUGGACAACACACGUAUGUUUACAGCCAAGUAUUAUUACAAAUUCUGGCGCAAGAACCUCGCGGCGGAUUCACCAUGAAAAGACUUUCUCAAGAGAUCACCAAAUGCGCUCAGCAGAAUCGACACGACGUUACGCCUAUAACGAUGGCUCUGAACGGGGCUGCCGGUAGUCCAAGUGCCUGCCAAGCUCUGGGUUCGAUGUUAUCAAGAAAUACUUUGAAUCCGGCAGACAUCACAGUGCUGUUUAGAAACUAUUCGAACUCUGACCCUCCUCCCGUCGAGUUGAUUAGAAAUCCGCAAUUUUUAGAAUUACUCGUUGAUGCGUUAUUCAAACCGGGGGUCAAGGUCAAUCCCGAACACAAAUCAAAGUAUAUAUACCUCCUCGCCUAUGCGGCAAGUGUCUGUGAAAUUCCAGCAAAAAAAUCAGCUCAGCGUAGGAUUAACAAGGACGAAUUGAAAACGACCAUUCAAGCUAUCGAGAAAGUUCAUAAUAUAUGCAAUAUCAAUAAAGGAUCAACCGAACUAAUCGCCGAACUUAAUACGCUAUAUCAGUGUAUCAGGUUCCCUGUAGUCAGCGUUGGUGUGAUUAGGUGGGUCGAAUGCACCGUCACGGAACCAUCUUAUUUCAAAUUGAGCACCGAACAUUGUCCGAUUCACUUAGCCCUUUUGGACGAGGUCGUAGCAUGUCAUCAGUUGUUGCACCCAAAGGUAUUACAACUGCUGGUGCAGCUCUUCGAAAGCAAACAGGAUGAACUGGAAAUUCUUGUUCAGUUAGAGAUGAAAAAAAUGCUGAUUGAUAGAAUGGUGAAUUUAUUGAGUCGUGGAUGCGUUGUGCCAGUUGUUUGUUAUAUCAAGCAGUGCUGGCAGCGUGGCGACACAGACGUUUCCCUCAUCAGGUACUUUGUCACAGAGGUACUAGAGGCCAUUGCGCCUCCAUACACCUCAGAAUUUGUGCAACUGUUUCUACCAAUGGUAGAAAAUGAGGAAAUAACAGGGACCAUGCGAGGUGACGGAGAUAACGACCUCGUUUCUGAAUUUAUAGUACACUGUAAGGCGCAUGGUACAGCUGUGAGAUGACGACUGAAAAUUUAACAGCAGGUAUCACGCUUGAUGAAUAAUUUGAAUUUUCAGGAAAGAAACUUUACCGGCUGUACGAAGAUGUGUUUAUUUUACAUCGAUUGGUAUUAUCUUACAUAAAUUACUUUUAUUAACAUUUACUCAUCCGAUGAACUUUUCUAUCGUGACAUGGCUCCAUUUAUUUAUGACUCUGAAACAAAGAUAUCAAUUUAUUUAACAUGCAAUUGUUGGAUAGAUGAUCAUAUUAUGGUUUAUAUUCCGUAAGUGUUCUUAUUUAUUUUUUUAUCUCAACUCUACUCAUCAAAUCAAUGGAAUCCAAAUUUAAAAUUUCAAUUUAAACGAAUCAUUUUUCUCAUCUCAACUCAUGCUUGUGAAUCACAAGGUACACAAAUGAUUAGAGUCAGAAUUUUGGGCUGCGCCAUAAUUCAUCAGAAAAUAGCAGUAGAGGAAUUGGUACAUGCAAAUUCAACAGGGCACACUGGUAUGAACAUAAAAUUGGUCUUGUUACUUGAAAUUGUUAGUUCAAACUGUCGCAAGAAUCAUGUCAGGACCACAUCAAUCUCAAACUCUUUCAAAUCUUUGAACUUACGUAUCGACGAAUCUAGUAUUUAUCAGCUGUGAAAAUACAAUAUCAUUCAACCAAUAUGAAAAAAGAAUAAUAAGUAACCUAAUCUUAUCUAAUCCUAUAGGCCCUUUGUGUUUGUUUCUAAUAGAGAAGAACAAACUUUUGGAAAG